AUUCUAAAAUUCUCUAUUUUAUCACUACCUAAUCUUACAACGUUCCACAACUAGCACAAAAUAAAUACAAAUGAAAACAUGAAACCUCGUAUACAUGGUAUUAAUACCGUAAUAGGACCGCGCUUAAUCCCAAAGUCUUCCAUAAUAAUCACCUCUGAAAAAUAAAUAAUGUCUUCCAUAAUCACAGAAAAAACUCACAAGAUGGAGAACGUUAACAAGGAAAGCAAUGAGAUUCUUCCUUUUAUGAAGCCACAUUGGGACUCAUUCAGGCAACUGCUUCAGUCUCAACCCACAGGUGGUUGGCAAAAAUGUUGGGAAGAAGAAAUGACUCCAUGGGAUUUGGGAUUUACUACUCCUAUAAUCCAACAUCUUGUCCAAACUGAUGCCUUUCCUAACGGUAAUAGGGUUUUGGUACCCGGAUGUGGCAGUGGAUAUGAUGUGAUAGCAAUGGCCUCCUCUGAUUGCUACGUUGUUGGAUUGGAUUUAUCUGAAGUUGCCAUCUCAAAAGCGAAAAAGCUCGCAGCUUCAUCAACAAAUGUCAACAGUAUGACUUUUAUACUCGAUGACUUUUUCACUUGGAAGCCAGAUGCACUAUUCGAUAUCAUUUUUGACUACACAUUCUUUUGUGCGCUUGAGCCAAAUAUGAGGUCAGCUUGGGCUACUAACCCAGAUGGAGAGCUCCUAACUCUCAUAUUUCCGAUAAGCGAUCACGUUGGUGGACCUCCAUAUAAAGUUUCUGUUUCAGACUAUGAAGAAGUGCUUGCACCUUUUGGAUUUAAAGCGGCUUCCGUAACAGAGAACCAACUGGCAGUUCAACCACGCAAGGGUUAUGAGAAGCUUGGCAGGUGGAAGAGGACUCCAAAUCUAUAAAUUACAUGGCUUUGUUAUGCUUGUAUAUAAGUUACUAUAAUAUAAUUUCUCUUAGACUCUUCUAAUAAGCUCUUUAUGAGAAUCAAUAUAAAAGAGACGUAUUCCUUAUGUGGAAUAUAUAAGCACAAUCACACCUGUAUUUCCUUCCUUUGAAAUAAUUAAACGUUUGAAUUUGUUUCCUAAUUUCUUAUGUGGAAUAUUAUAUAUUUAUAUAAGCACAAUCACACCUGUAUUUCCUUCCUUUGAAAUAAUCAAACGUUUGGAUUUGUUUUAA
Molecule: messenger RNA, 1144 nt
Organism: Beta vulgaris subsp. vulgaris (sugar beet)
Lineage: Eukaryota; Viridiplantae; Streptophyta; Magnoliopsida; Caryophyllales; Amaranthaceae
Product: probable thiol methyltransferase 2
Molecular function (GO): S-adenosylmethionine-dependent methyltransferase activity
Source: RefSeq, a predicted model, not a curated record